GCUCAUUUCCGGCCGCGGCUGCUUGCUUCCCUCUGAGGAAUCGGGAGAGUGAAGAAACAACAGCCGCCAUUUUGUUUGUGUGUGAGCGACCAAGGGGAGGGAGCCUCCGAGAGGGACCGAGCUGGGCGGGCAAAGCCUGGGAGGGGGAAAGCAGCGACAGGAAUUUCCAGCAACUUAAACCCCCUGGCCGGCCAGACCUGAGACAACCCGAAAUCUUCGUGAUACACCCACUACACUAGCCUCGCAGCCAGGAGGGGAGUACGCAUUCCCGGCUUCGGCUAGAGACUCGGGACCCCGGGUGGACCCCACCCACAGCCCUUGCUGGCUAUUGAGCCCGCUCGCGGGGUCAGGAGGCCGCCUCGCUCUGAUUUUGGGAGCCGUUUCUUCGCUCUACGGCCCCCUUCCCGGGUUCCUCCAUGGCGGACAUGAGACGGAGUCGCUCCAGAAGCGCUUGAGGCAUCGCGUCUCCAGUUCCGAGGAGAGUUUUCACCUCUCCGUAGACCAAGCGCUCGUAACCAUCCUUCUCCCCGGGGAGGGGAAAGAGGCAGAGAAAAGGGGGGAGGGGCCGCCGGCGCUUCCUCCUCCUCUGGGAUCGAUCCCUCCGUCUGACCAGAAGGGGGGUACCCUACUACAGAGAAAGAAAGGAAGGAGAGGUGGGGGUGGCGGGGCGCAAGUUCUGAAGCCCACCCUCUUCGACCCCCCAUCCCGGGAUCUCUGCUGCCUCCAUCGGGACAACAACCCCUCCUCCGCCUCCUUGUUCCUGCACAACAAGAUGUGAAGCAGAGACUCCUGGGACUUAGCUUCAUCCUCCUCGUCCUGGCUCCCUUUUCUGCAGCCAUUAGUGACUGGCGAGAAAGGCGCAGGGGGAGUUGGGGACCCUCGAUACGCUCCGCCUGCGACCCUCUUCCACAGUCAAUUUUUCACUAGCGGUGGCUGUUCCCCCAUCCCCCGUGGCAAGCAGAUUUUGGACAGGGGGAAAAGAACUGCGAGCAGAGGAAAACGAUUCUUUCUCCUUUUUUCCUCCUCUCCUCCUUCGUCCGCCUCCUUGUGGCGAUGAGGAGGAGGAGGACGACGCCGAGGAGGAAGAGGUUGAUGGCGGCGGCGAAGAGGCAGCAGCAGCAGCAGGAGAAGACGACGACCCCCCGGAGGAUGAAGAUGGUGGUGUUGGCGGCGGCGAGGAAGCAGCAACAGCCACAUAGCCGAAUUUAAUUCGACCCGUAAAUCCAUCAAGCCCUCUUAAGUUGUUUUUUUUUAAGAGGUUUGCUUUCUUUUUCUUUAUCCUUGUUCUUUCCUGUGGCCCGGAGAAAAGACUGCCUCCACACCCUGUUUCCCAUCUCUGUUCCCCCUUAGUCGCUGCUACCCAACGGAGACCGAUCCCGAGGGGCAGAAAAAGAGGAACUUUGUCCUUUUCUUAUUCGGUUCCUUCUCGUAUUGUUGUUCAGCUGAUUCCGGAUCCAAGAAGAAGGUUCGCGGCAUUGGGGAUCCCCAUUUUCAAUUUGGGUUCUGUUUGUCUAAAAAGAAUUAAAAAUGGCCGAGAAUGUGGUGGAGUCGGGCCCGCCUUCAGCCAAGAGGCCUAAACUCUCCUCACCGGCACUCUCUGUCUCUGCAAGCGAUGGCACAGAUCUUGGAUCUCUCUUUGAUUUGGAACAUGACUUACCAGAUGAAUUGAUCAGCUCCGCGGACCUGGCACUUACCAAUGGUGGUGACAUUAAUCAGCUGCCAAUGAGCAUUGGUAUGGCACAAGAUGCUGCUUCUAAACACAAACAGCUGUCUGAACUGCUACGGGCUGGUAGUUCACCAAAUCUUAAUAUGGGAGUUGGUGGGCCAUCCCAGGGCAUGACUGCUCAGCCCCAACAAAACAAUCCUGGAAUGGGAAUUUUAAAUAGUAUGGCACAGGCAGGGUUGACAUCUCCAAGUUUGGGGAUGGGUACAAGUGGGCCCAACCAAGGUCCAUCAACUCAGUCUGCUGCAGGAAUGAUGCCAACAGUAAACAGUCCAGUAACUCAGCCUGGAAUGGGAAUGAAUGCAGGAAUAAAUGCUGGCAUGAAUCCUGGUAUGUUGGCUGCAGGAAAUGGACAAGGAAUAAUGCAGGGGCAAGUUAUGAAUGGUUCAAUAGGAGCUGGAAGAGGACGUUCCAACAUGUCAUAUCCAAAUCCAGGAAUGAGUAGUGCUGGUAAUUUGUUGGCUGAGACGCUGCAGCAGGGUUCUCCACAAAUGGGAGGGCAAGCAGGCUUAAGAGGCCCACAACCUGGUGGAACAAUUAACAAGACACAUCCAGAUUGGUCAGAGAUGGGAAUGAUGAACAACCCCAGUCCUUAUGUCCAACCAUACAGUCAGAAUGCUGGACAACCAAUUGGAGCCAGUGGACUUGGUCCUCAGAUGCAAAAUAAGCCGGUAUUACCUAACAGCUUGCCACAGUUCCCGAUGGACAAGAAGCCAGUGCCUGGUCCAGUAAUGCCUAAUAUGGGUCAACAGCAGACUCCUCCAGUUCAACAGGCUGGCAUGGUAUCAACUGCUCCCCAGGGUAUGGGAUCAGGAGCACCUACAGCAGACCCAGAAAAACGCAAACUCAUUCAGCAGCAACUUGUUCUCCUCUUACAUGCUCACAAAUGUCAGCGGCGGGAACAAGCAAAUGGGGAGGUACGGCAGUGUAACCUCCCUCAUUGUCGAACCAUGAAGAAUGUCCUCAACCACAUGACACAUUGCCAGGCUGGAAAAUCCUGCCAGGUGGCUCAUUGCGCAUCUUCACGACAAAUCAUAUCGCACUGGAAGAAUUGUACGCGGCAUGAUUGUCCUGUAUGUCUCCCUCUCAAAAAUGCUGGUGACAAAAGAAAUCAACAAUCAUUAUUAGGUGGUGCUGCAGUGGGACUUGGAAAUCCUGGCUCUGUUGGAGUAGGACAGCAGGCAACACCUAACAUAAAUGCUACUAACCAGAUUGAUCCCAGUUCCAUUGAGAGAGCUUAUGCAGCUCUUGGACUAACGUAUCAAGGGAACCAGAUGCAGACGCAAACACAGGCUCAAGUGAAGAGCCAGCAACAAGGACAGCCAGCACAGGGUCUUCGGCCCAUGAACCCCACAAAUGCUAAUCCGAUGGGAGUGAAUGGAGGGGUUGGAGUUCAAGCGCAGAAUCUGCUGCCUGAAUCAAUGUUGCAUUCAGCUAUGAAUUCUCAGAACCCCAUGAUGAAUGAAACUGCCAAUGUUGCCAGUCUUGGGGCUAUGCCAACAGCAGCACAUCCAUCUGGCAUGGGAAUUCGAAAACCAUGGCAUGAAGAUAUUACUCAGGACCUCCGAAAUCAUCUUGUUCAUAAACUGGUACAAGCCAUAUUUCCAACUCCUGACCCUGCUGCACUAAAAGAUAGGCGCAUGGCAAAUCUUGUCUCCUAUGCUCGGAAAGUAGAAGGAGAUAUGUAUGAAUCAGCAAAUAGCAGGGCAGAGUACUACCACUUAUUAGCAGAAAAGAUUUAUAAAAUCCAGAAAGAACUAGAGGAAAAGAGGAGGACAAGACUACAGAGACAGAACAUGAUACCAAAUGCUCCAGGCAUGCCACCAGCUCCUAUGAAUCAAGGACCUAUGGGACAGCCACAGCCUGGAAUGACAACUAAUGGUCCUCUUCCUGACCCAAAUAUGAUUCGUUCCAGUGUGCCAAACCAGAUGGUGAAUCGUAUGCAGACACCGCCAGGAAUGAAUCAGUUUGGGCCAAUGCAGAUGCCAUCUGUUGGACCCCGGCAAACUCCUCCCCUUCAGCACCCUGGACAGCUAAGCCAGACAGGGGCUAUGAGCCAGAUGGGUUUUUCUCCACGUAUGCAACAACAAGGGGUUGGGCAGCCAUCUAAUCAAAGUCAGUUCCUGCAGCAGAACCAGUUUCCUGCAUUGUCCCCUGGAAUAAAUCCAGCAGGCACACCUAUGACACAGCCUGGCAGUCAGAUCCCAACUUCUCAAGCACAAAUGACUAGCUCUUCCUGUCCUGUGACUUCUCCAGCUGUGGCUCCAGGUUCCCAGGGGAGUCAUAUUCCCUGUCCCCCUCUUCCACAGUCUACUUUGCAUCGAAAUUCUCCCUCUCCAGUACCAAGCCGUACUCCUACACCUCAUCAUACACCGCCAGGCCUAGUUUCCCAGCAGCAACAGCAGCAGCAACAGCAACAGCAACCCCCAGCCCCACCACAAACAAUUUCCUCUGCUCCUACCCCGGUUGCUCAAGGAAUGCCACCUGGGCCACAGUCUCAAACUAUGCAUCCACCUCAGAGACAAACGCCGACACCACCCCAGGGUCAGUUGACUCCACAAGUGCAGCCUCCAGUUUCUGUUACUCCUUCUGCAGAGCAGCAGCUCCCACAGCAGCCUCUUUCGCAACAGAGUGCAACCGCAUCUGUGCCCACCCCAACAGCAGCUCUCCAGCCUCAGCAUCCUGCAACGCCUCUUUCACAGCCAGGUGCAAAUAUUGAUGGGCAAGUAUCCAACCCACCAUCUACUAGUAGUGCAGAUGUGAACUCUCAACAAGCUGCCCCUGAGCAGCAGCAGCAGCAGCCUGUCCCUGAAAUUAAAAUGGAGUUUAAAUUGGAAGAAGAAGAGUCAGAACAAACAGACCUUCAGAUGGAAGAGAAACCAGAGGUUAAGGUAGAGUCUCUGCCAGAAGAUUGUAAAUCUGAACCAACAGAGCAGGAAGAGAAGAAACCAGAAAUGAAGCAAGAAAUGAAAGAAGAGGAGGAAAGACCUAGUACUCCAGGCACUCAGUCAUCACCUGCUUCAGGACAGUCAAAGCGAAAAAUUUUCAAACCAGAGGAAUUGAGGCAGGCACUUAUGCCAACUUUGGAGGCACUUUACCGUCAGGACCCAGAAUCCCUUCCUUUCCGACAGCCUGUGGAUCCCCAGCUACUAGGAAUUCCUGACUACUUUGAUAUAGUGAAGAACCCCAUGGAUCUUUCUACUAUCAAGAGGAAGCUUGACACAGGACAGUAUCAAGAACCCUGGCAAUAUGUGGAUGAUAUUUGGCUUAUGUUCAACAACGCCUGGCUCUACAAUCGCAAAACAUCUAGAGUGUAUAAGUACUGUUCCAAGUUGGCAGAGGUGUUUGAGCAGGAAAUUGAUCCAGUUAUGCAGAGCCUUGGCUAUUGCUGUGGUCGAAAGUUGGAGUUCUCACCACAGACUUUAUGUUGCUAUGGAAAACAGUUAUGUACAAUCCCGCGAGAUGCUACGUAUUACAGUUACCAAAACAGUUCACCCAAAUAUGGCCUUCUUGCCGACAGGUAUCAUUUCUGUGAGAAGUGCUUCAAUGAAAUCCAAGGGGAGAGCGUUUCUUUGGGGGAUGACCCAUCACAACCACAAACCACCAUAAAUAAAGAUCAGUUUUCAAAAAGAAAAAAUGAUACACUGGACCCAGAACAAUUUGUUGAAUGUAUAGAGUGUGGAAGAAAAAUGCAUCAGAUUUGUGUACUUCACAAUGAGAUAAUCUGGCCAUCUGGCUUUGUCUGUGAUGGUUGCCUAAAGAAAACAGGGCGAACCCGAAGAGAGAAUAAAUUCUCUGCUAGAAGGUUACCAACUACAAGACUCGGUACGUUUUUGGAGAACAGAGUGAAUGAUUUCCUGAGACGACAGAAUCACCCAGAGGCAGGCGAAGUCAUUGUAAGGGUGGUUCAUACUUCUGAGAAAACUGUAGAGGUUAAACCAGGAAUGAAAGCAAGGUUUGUAGAUAGUGGAGAGAUGGCAGAACAGUUCCCUUAUCGAACAAAAGCUCUCUUUGCUUUUGAGGAGAUUGAUGGCGUAGAUUUGUGCUUUUUUGGUAUGCAUGUUCAGGAAUAUGGUUCAGACUGCCCUCAGCCCAACCAGAGGCGAGUAUACAUAUCGUACCUUGACAGUGUUCAUUUCUUCCGCCCUAAAUGCUUAAGGACUGCUGUAUAUCAUGAAAUACUGAUAGGUUACCUAGAGUAUGUCAAGAAAUUGGGGUAUACAACUGGACAUAUCUGGGCUUGCCCACCUAGUGAAGGAGAUGAUUAUAUUUUUCACUGUCAUCCUCCUGAUCAAAAGAUACCAAAACCCAAACGACUGCAAGAGUGGUACAAAAAGAUGCUGGAUAAAUCUGUGUCAGAGCGAAUAGUUCAUGAUUACAAGGAUAUUUUUAAGCAGGCGACAGAAGAUCGUCUUACCAGUGCAAAAGAGCUGCCUUACUUUGAAGGGGACUUCUGGCCAAAUGUUCUGGAAGAGAGCAUUAAGGAGCUAGAACAAGAGGAAGAGGAGCGAAAGAGAGAAGAGAACACUAGCAAUGAGAGCACUGAUGUCAGCAAAGGAGAUAGCAAAAAUGCCAAAAAGAAGAAUAACAAGAAGACCAGUAAGAAUAAAAGCAGCUUGAGUCGUGGUAAUAAAAAGAAACCUGGAAUGCCCAAUGUCUCCAAUGAUCUUUCCCAGAAACUGUAUGCCACUAUGGAGAAGCACAAGGAAGUAUUCUUUGUGAUUCGUCUCAUUGCUGGUCCGCAGGCCAACUCCCUGCCUCCCAUUAUUGAACCUGAUCCACUAAUUCCAUGUGAUUUAAUGGAUGGACGAGAUGCCUUCCUCACUCUUGCAAGAGACAAACAUCUUGAGUUUUCUUCACUACGAAGAGCAAUGUGGUCAACUAUGUGCAUGCUGGUAGAGCUGCACACCCAAAGCCAGGAUCGUUUUGUUUAUACAUGCAAUGAGUGCAAACACCAUGUGGAGACAAGGUGGCAUUGUAAAGUCUGUGAGGAUUAUGACCUGUGCAUCACUUGCUAUAACACUAAAAACCAUGAGCACAGGAUGGAAAAAUUGGGCCUUGGUAUUGAUGAUGAAAGCAACAACCAGCAGACAGCCACCACUCAGAGCCCUGGUGAUUCACGUCGCCUGAGCAUCCAACGUUGCAUCCAGUCUUUAGUCCACGCCUGCCAGUGUCGCAAUGCCAACUGUUCACUGCCAUCCUGUCAGAAGAUGAAAAGGGUCGUCCAGCAUACCAAAGGCUGCAAGCGCAAGACUAACGGAGGGUGCCCAAUUUGCAAGCAGCUCAUUGCUCUUUGCUGCUACCAUGCUAAACACUGCCAGGAGAACAAGUGCCCAGUUCCCUUCUGCCUCAACAUCAAACACAAACUUCGUCAGCAACAGCUUCAGCAUCGCCUGCAACAAGCUCAGAUGCUCCGGAGGAGAAUGGCAAGCAUGCAGAGAACUGGCAUAGUAGGUCAGCAGCAAGGGUUACCCUCACCUACACCAGCCACACCAACUACUCCAACAGGACAGCAGCCACCAACUCCUCAGACCCCACAGCCACAGCCUCCGCCACAGCCUGUCUCACAGCCACAACCUGCUGCACCCAACAACAUAUCUCCAUUUAAUAUUUCGAGGAUUCAGCCUCCCGGUGCUGUGUCCCAGGGCAAGGCAGGUGACCAGGUAACUCCUCCAACAACACCUCAGACUGCCCAGCCACCUAUCCAGGGUCCUCCUGCAGCUGCAGUGGAAAUAGCCAUGCAGAUCCAGCGAGUAGCAGAUCACCAGCGGCAAAUGGCUCAUGUACCCAUUUUCCAGAGGCCAAUUCAACACCAGAUGCCCCAAAUGAAUCCAAUACAGCCAAUGAGUGUGACACCACCUCAGAUGGCCAGAGGUCCUGGUGGCCACAUAGAUCAAGGGAUGGGACCAACAGGAAUUCAGCAGCAGCCAGCAUGGGCCCAGGGAGGUUUGCCCCAACCUCAGCAGCUACAGCCUGGAAUGCAGAGACCACCGAUGAUGUCAAUGGCCCAGCCAGGUCAGCCGAUGAAUAUGUCACCACAGCCAGGAAUGGGUCAGGUACCCGGUGCAGCGCAGUCAAAACAAAGUUCUCUACCCCAGGUAGCCUUACAAAAUCUGCUACGGACUCUCAGGUCUCCCAGCUCUCCCAUGCAGCAGCAGCAGGUGCUUAACAUCCUGCAUUCUAACCCUCAACUGUUAGCUGCAUUCAUCAAGCAGCGGGCUGCCAAGUAUGCUGGGAAUCAGAAUCCACAGGGCAUGCCAGGGCAGCCUGGAAUGCCUCAGGGGCAACCUGGGUUGCAGCAGCAGCAAGCCAUGCCUGGGCAACAAGGGGUGCACCCAAAUCCAGCCAUGCAAAAUAUGAAUCCAAUGCAAGCAGGUGUUCAGAGGCCUAGCAUACCACAGCAGUCACCGCCUCAACAGCCUCCACCCCAGCAGGCCAUGAGCGGGAUGAAUCCUCAGGCACAGCAAAUGAAUAUGAAUCAUUCGGGAAUGUCUCCCCAGUUUCGUGAUCUCCUAAUGAGGCGGCAUCAGAUGAUGGAGCAGCAGCGUCAACAGCAGCAACAGGGAGCAGGGCCAGCUUUGGGACCUGGCAUGGCCAAUCAUAACCAGUUCCAGCAGCCCCAAGGAGUUGGGUACCCCCAACAGCAGCAGCAGCGGAUGCAGCAUCACAUGCAGCAGAUGCAGCAAGGAAAUAUGGGACAAAUGAGCCAGCUUCCCCAGGCAAUGAGUGCAGACACAGGAUCAAGUUUACAGCAAGCUUUCCAGCAGCGUCUACUCCAGCAGCAGAUGGGCUCACCAGCUCAGCCCAAUCCUAUGAGCCCCCAACAGCACAUGCUCCCUAAUCAGGCCCAGUCCCCACACUUACAAGGCCAGCAGAUUCCAUCAUCACUCACCAAUCAAGUGCGCUCUCCACAGCCUGUUCCCUCACCACGUCCACAGUCUCAGCCACCCCACUCCAGCCCUUCACCCAGGAUGCAGCCGCAACCUUCUCCACAUCACGUCUCCCCACAGACCAGCUCCCCGCAUCCAGGACUGGUAGCUGCCCAGGCAAACCCCAUGGAUCAAGGGCACUUUGCCAGCCCGGACCAGAAUGCAAUGCUUUCUCAGCUUGCUAACAAUCCAGGCAUGGCAGGUCUCCAUGGUGCAAGUGCCACAGAACUGGGACUCGGCUCAGAUAAUUCAGACUUGAAUUCAAACCUUUCACAGAGUACACUAGACAUACACUAAGACACAUUGUAGCAUUUUGGGAGCAAAAGAACCUUAUUUUCUCAAGACUUUUUGUACUGAAGACAAUUUUUUUUAAAUCUUUCUUAGCUGAACAUUUUUCCCUGGAAUACAUCUGAACUCUGCAACGGUAGUUUGUGGUUUUAAAAACGUAAAACCAACAACAUGAACCUGAGGGAUGAUAGAAUACAAAGAAAUAUAUUUUUGUUAUGGCUGGGCUCAUAGCCAGUCCUUUUUCUUGUUUUUGUUUUCCAUUUGCGUGCAUUGGGGAGGUGUUUGGGAGGAGAUAGUUAUUUGGCUGCUGACUAAAUGACUUCCUUCUCUAGCCUCUAAUAGUUUUUAUUUUUUUUUAAAUUAAUGAAAAUAUGUAAUAUUGCUAGUUAUAAUUUACUGAAGCUGAUGGUUAACUUUUUCUCUAUUCUGGUUUUCCUCUUGUCUACUGCAAAAAACAAAACAGAACGUUACUUGCAACUGGAGGACAAAAAGGGUGAAUGUUGCUUUAAAAAUACAGUGCAUAUAUAUAAAUAUAUAUUAAAGAUAAAUACCAAUUUUUCCUCUUUGGAUGGAAAGAUGUCAGUUCUUUUAAAAACUGUAAAAAAUAUUAAGUAACCCAGUCUCCCUCCUGAAGUCUACUUUUGUCCUCCAUCAAUUUUCUAUACCAGAGUCUGAACUUAAACUUCAAGUAUUAAAAUUUGUACAUGUAGAGAGAAGACAACUUUUUUGCAAAUACAUGGGGGCAGCUGCCAAAUGGAUGUAGUAUAUAUAUUGUGGUUUGUUUUCUUGAAAGAAUUUUUUUGUUAUUUUUACAUCUAACAAAGGAAAAAAAUAAAGAGGGUAAGAAACUAUUCCAAGGGUAUAAUUUUAACCUGAGAGAAAAAUCCCUGGGGUUUCUUCUUUAUGCUUGCUUUCUCUUUCCCUCCCCUCUUUUUUCCUCCUCUUCCAUUUUCUGUAAAACUUGAAAAUAGAAAGCAAAAAACCCUCAAAUGUUGUAAAUCAUGCAAUUAAAAUUGAUUACUUAUAAAUAUGAACUUUCGAUCACUGUAUAGACUGUUAAUUGAUUUCUUAUUACCUAUUGUUAAAUAAACUGUGUGAGACAGACUGA
Messenger RNA from Pogona vitticeps (central bearded dragon), 10048 nucleotides. RefSeq names its product EP300 lysine acetyltransferase (gene EP300). Gene Ontology annotation, biological process: positive regulation of transcription by RNA polymerase II. NCBI's taxonomy places the organism in Eukaryota, Metazoa, Chordata, Lepidosauria, Squamata, Agamidae. Gene Ontology annotation, molecular function: protein binding; histone acetyltransferase activity; chromatin DNA binding. The record is from RefSeq and is a predicted model, not a curated record. Gene Ontology annotation, cellular component: nucleus; transcription regulator complex; histone acetyltransferase complex.